AUGCGCUCCCUCCCCCUCCCCCUUGACCCCGUCUCCGUACUCUGCGUCCUCACUAAGUGCUCCCAUCUCGGCUGCGUCAAAACGGGCUUGCAGCUUCAUGCACUUGUGGUGAAGCUUGGGGUUUCUGGGUGUGUUAGAGUCUGCAAUGCUUUGAUGGAUGUUUAUGUGAAGUGUGGGCUUGUGGAUGGGGUUAGAAGAGUUUUCGAGGAUAUGGGGUUGAAGAGUGUGGUGUCUUGGAUUGUGGUCUUGGAAGGUGUGGUGAAAGGGGAGGGUUUGGAGAAUGGGCGGAAGGUGUUCGAUGAAAUGCCAGAGAGGGAUGAGGUUGCUUGGACUGUGAUGAUUGUGGGGUAUGUUGAGAAUGGGAUGACUAGGGAGGCUUAUGACUUGAGGGAGAUGAUUUUUGGGUGUGGGUUUGUGUUGAAUGGUGUGAGCCUUUGUUCGAUUCUUUUGGCUUGUUCGCGGUCUGGGGAUGUGAGCUUGGGGAGGUGGGUUCAUGGGUAUGCUGUGAAGGAAAUUGGGUGGGAUGUGGGUGUCAUGGUGGGGACUGGGUUGGUUGACAUGUAUGCAAAGUGUGGGAGGAUUGGUGCUGCCUUGGUUGUGUUCAGGAACAUGCCAAGGAGAAAUGUAGUGGCGUGGAAUGCCAUGAUUGGUGGGUUGGCCAUGCAUGGGAAGGGAAAGGAUGUGGUGGAUAUGUUUGAUUCCAUGAUCGGAGAAGGAGUGAGCCCUGAUGCUUUGACUUUCUUGGCCUUGUUGAGUGCUUGCAGUCAUUCGGGUAUGGUUGAUCUCGGUUGGAAGUACUUCAACGAGCUUGAGUCCAUUCAUGGGAUAAAUCCGGAAAUGGAGCAUUAUGCUUGCAUGGUGGACCUCCUUGGUCGAGCCGGACGAUUGGAAGAAGCCGAAGCUUUUAUUAAAAGCAUGCCAUUUGCUCCAAAUGAAGUUGUUCUGGGGUCUCUUUUUGGCUCUUGUUACACACAUGGGAAGGUGAAGCUUGGGGAACAGAUUAUGAGAGAGUUGGUUCAGAUGGAUCCACAUAACACUGAGUAUCAUGUCUUGCUUUCCAACAUGUAUGCAUUGUCUGGGAAAGAGGAAAAGGCAAAUUUCUUCAGGAAGGUUCUUAAGAAAAGGGGUAUCAAAAAGGUGCCAGGAACGAGCUCAAUGUAUGUUGGUGGCCAGCUUCAUCAGUUCAUCGCCGGCGAUAAGUCUCACCCGCAAACUGCAGGGAUUUACAUGAUGCUAGAUGACAUGAUUCACCGGUUGAGGUUGGGUGGCUAUGUUCCCAAUACAAGUUCUCAGGUUUUGUUUGGUUGUUCCACCAGGGAUGAUUGCACUGAGGCAUUGGAGGAGGUAGAACAAGUGUUGUUCACUCAUAGUGAGAAGCUUGCACUUGCUUUUGGCCUAACAAGCACUCCAUCAGGUUCUCCAAUACACAUUUUCAAGAACCUAAGGAUUUGCCAAGACUGUCAUUCUGCUAUGAAGAUUGCAUCUUAUGUAUACAACCGCGAAAUCGUGGUCCGAGAUCGAUAUCGGUUUCAUAGUUUCAAGCAAGGUUCUUGUUCUUGCUCUGACUAUUGGUGAAUUCAGCACGGAUGGGAGCUUGGUAGGAUUGUUGGGGAAGGGUGAGAUAUACCUGUUAAUCCCUUGAUCCACUAGUGUAUAUAUUUUAAAGUUGCCCAUAAAAGCUAAAGGUUUUGUUGCCAAUUCUUUUUACAGUGGAUUGUCUGCUACUGAGUUUUUCUUCCACACAAUGGGAGGGCGUGAAGGGUUUGUUGAUACAGCGGUAGGGUGCAUAUUUUGAAUAUACUAUGCAUAUUGCAUAAUAUAUAAUCAAUCAGAGCUGGUUUCAGUUAAAUCAACAGUUACUAUUAUUAUUAUUAUUUUUUUAUUAAAAUCAGAAGCUAAUUGACAACCAGGAUCUGGUUUGUUAAGGUAAUGUAAGCAGCCGCUGGUACAUAUAUUAUGACCUUCAAAUUGUAUUAUGUAAGGAGAAAUUAUUUAUUUUUGUACUCAGUCCUCCCAAUCAUCCAUCUAGUUAUUGACAAAAAGUCUCAGGACCAGCAAAUAUAUAAAAACCUAACCAUCAUUCAGCCAGCAAGUAUUUUUAUACCAUCAUAAUACGGAAAGCCUCACGAGCGUUGUUGAAAAGAUUCGAUACGAUAACACAAACGAAUCUCUCUCACGCUCCUCUCCAAGGCAUUAGGCGGAUAUCUCAGCUUCUAGCCUCUUUGAUGAGGGUUAACAUGGUUCUGCACUCGCAGUUCCAUUGACGAAGGUUAUGAAGCUUUACCUCUUCAAGAUCGCGGCUCCUUUACUUGACUUGUCCGAUUUUCAAAUCAUCGGUGCCGCUGUGUUUUGCACUCUUCCAAGAGGAGAAUGAAGGUCUCGAUUAAUGGAGGAUGUGACACUCUCACCGGUUGUUGACUUUCUUACUCUUGCAUAGAAAUUCUCUUCUCUAUCGCUCAUUCCUUCUCAACUGCAGAGCAACUCAGAAUUUCACUCUCUCGCUCCAUGUCAAUGGUGAAAUCAGUUUUAGAAGAAUAGAAUAUUGAAAUGUAUGCAUGGAAAGGCGCCUAAAAGCCAAUGCCUCGGAAUGCGAGCUGGAAUUGAGAAUGUGAUGCCAGGACACGUCAUAGGUUAUGCAUUUGACACACUUUGAAAAAGAUUCCAAAAAAAUUCAAUGGAUACAAGAGAUAUAAAGAGUUACAAAGUGAUUUAAAUAAUAUUGUUUGGGAGUGUACUUCAGAAGAUGAUUUUCAAAGUCAAUGGGACGAUUUUUUGAUUGAAUAUGGUCUAGACAAUAACAAAUGGCUAUCAGUAUGACAAUUGCCUUGGAUGGAAGGAGGAACAAGAAAGAAAGGCUGAUGUUGAAGACUAUAAAUCAAUAAUACCUUGUGCCACUAAUUCCUUAAUAAAGAAGCAAUUUCAAGGUGUCUAUACUAAUGCAAAGUUUAAGGAA
Molecule: messenger RNA, 2953 nt
Organism: Arachis ipaensis
Lineage: Eukaryota; Viridiplantae; Streptophyta; Magnoliopsida; Fabales; Fabaceae
Source: RefSeq, a predicted model, not a curated record